CGCUGUGCAAAAACAGUUCAGUUAUACUGAGUACAUUGUUAAUUUCUCGUGACUGUUACUGAAAAAAUGCACGUUAAAGAUCAUAAGAGAUUAUAAUUUUCGUCUAUUAUUUCCGCAAGAUCACUUUUCAAGCACGUAUCUAACACACCAAAAAGCAAUUUCAAGACUGAUCGCAAAUCUAUUCAGUCUAUUCUUACCCUGCAGCUGAAGGGUGACCCGAAGUGGAAUAACAGCUCUCCGCGGUGUACGAGAUUUAGUGAGGUAACUAACUGAGAAAGUUAUAAUCUUUGAGUGACUUAGAUCGUUACAUCAAUUACAGUAGUUUAUAACUUUUCACCCAGGACUUCUAAAAAUUUCAGCGGCAGUACAUAGGGAGAGGAAGAUUACAUAAUCGUUCAACUUAAGAAACUAAGAAAUGACAAUCUACAACUUUUAACAGCUACCUAGAAAGUAGUUCAUUGAGGCUUAAUAGGUGCAAGACAGAAAAGCACUUGUUUUGAGUUAUAGCCUACUGAUACAGUUCAGUUUGUGGCCUCAUGUUCCACUCACGAAGGGACGAAGAGGAUGAGUGAGUGAGUGAGUGAUACAGUUCAGAAGUAACAACCCAGGCAGCCAAAAUCAAGAAAGUACGAGGGUCAUUUUUGGUCUCACUGGGCCGCUCCCUGGCUUUGAACUGGAAAUCCCCGAAACACGCGCGAACCGACGCGCAAUCGAGGGAACUCGACGCGAGCACUGCCGGUGUGGACAACGUGCUGAAUUUGCGUGCUCUUCGUCACCGACAAAAUUUCUUCGUUGUAACUUCGUUCUAUCGCUAACAUUCUGGCACGGUUUUCAGAAUGUUUCAUGGGGCGUUUUAAAAGAGUGAAUUCCUUUUCCUUUCAGACAGAAGUGGGACUGAAGUAAACGAAGCAGAAAGAUGAAGUUUUUAGUUGUUUGUCUUGUCUCGUGUAUGAUUCCACACUUGGUGUUUUCCACUGCACAGUCGUUUUAUUCUCAGGAUAAGACCCAGUCCCCGUCGUCCGUCCAAUGCUCGACAUGUUGUAGUGCUGGCGUACCGGGUGUCCCUGGGGUGCCCGGGAUACACGGAAGAGAUGGGACCAAGGGCGCCCGAGGGCCUGUGGGCCCCCCCGGCAAAGUGGGACCUAAAGGUCCUGAAGGGUCCAAGGGCGAAAAGGGUACCCAGACCUCUCAGAAACAAUGUGCGUGGAGCAAUCUUAGUGAUGGAAGAGACUAUGGACUGAUAAACGAUUGCGUUUUUACCAAGCAGUCCCAUAAUACAGCUUUGAAAGUGGAAUACAAUGGUGACCUCCGGAUAGCUUUCUGUCUGGAUUGCUGUAAGCGCUGGUAUUUCACCUUCAACGGUACAGAAUGUAACGGUCCGCUUGCCAUUGAUGGUCUUGUUCACAUUGCUUCAAACCACGGCAAAACAGACACCAACAUACACAGGGUGCAUCACAUUGCAGGUUAUUGCCAGGGAAUUUCUGCAGGAACCGUCCGAGUGGGGAUAAAUGUGGGGGACUGUGUGGGGAAGAAAUCCGGGUCUGAUGCCUAUACCGGGUGGAACUCCGUGAUGCGGAUCAUGAUCGAGGAGGUUCCUGCACCCCAGAAAAGUAAACGAAGCAGAAAGAUGAAGUUUUUGGUUGUUUGUCUUGCCUCGUGUAUGAUUCCACACUUGGUGUUUUCCACUGCACAGUCGUUUUAUUCUCAGGAUAAGACCCAGUCCCCGUCGUCCGUCCAAUGCUCGACAUGUUGUAGUGCUGGCGUACCGGGUGUCCCUGGGGUGCCCGGGAUACACGGAAGAGAUGGGACCAAGGGCGCCCGAGGGCCUGUGGGCCCCCCCGGCAAAGUGGGACCUAAAGGUCCUGAAGGGUCCAAGGGCGAAAAGGGUACCCAGACCUCUCAGAAACAAUGUGCGUGGAGCAAUCUUAGUGAUGGAAGAGACUAUGGACUGAUAAACUGAAGGAUUGCGUUUUUACCAAGCAGUCCCAUAAUACAGCUUUGAAAGUGGAAUACAAUGGUGACCUCCGGAUAGCUUUCUGUCUGGAUUGCUGUAAGCGCUGGUAUUUCACCUUCAACGGUACAGAAUGUAACGGUCCGCUUGCCAUUGAUGGUCUUGUUCACAUUGCUUCAAACCACGGCAAAACAGACACCAACAUACACAGGGUGCAUCACAUUGCAGGUUAUUGCCAGGGAAUUUCUGCAGGAACCGUCCGAGUGGGGAUAAAUGUGGGGGACUGUGUGGGGAAGAAAUCCGGGUCUGAUGCCUAUACCGGGUGGAACUCCGUGAUGCGGAUCAUGAUCGAGGAGGUUCCUGCACCCCAGAAGUAGUUCAAAGACAACGCAGAAAAAAGGAUCGAAAACCCUGAUUAGCUUAAGUACCCUAAGUACCAGUGGGAUGCGUCUCGCGGGAUCGGCUGACCGAAACGGGAAACCGCGUAUGAAAGCCUCUGGUGCCCAGGGCACUACUAACUUGUUUACAAUAGAAUUUUCACAGAUAAUUCCAUAAACUUGCUUCCUUGAAUUUGAUACGGGAUAUAGCUGUGCAAUAAACCAGGGGAUUCGUGCUUGAGCGAUUAAAAACCUUUGAACAUUGAA
Orbicella faveolata is the source of this 2595-nucleotide messenger RNA. RefSeq names its product collagen triple helix repeat-containing protein 1-like. Lineage: Eukaryota; Metazoa; Cnidaria; Anthozoa; Scleractinia; Merulinidae. The record is from RefSeq and is a predicted model, not a curated record.